Cryptomeria japonica (Japanese cedar) is the source of this 330-nucleotide messenger RNA. RefSeq lists its product as uncharacterized. NCBI's taxonomy places the organism in Eukaryota, Viridiplantae, Streptophyta, Pinopsida, Cupressales, Cupressaceae. The record is from RefSeq and is a predicted model, not a curated record. The transcript has a single exon. The coding region runs from base 1 to 330 and encodes 109 amino acids.
AUGGAAGGCCUAAUACCUUAUGUUUACAGGGCCAUUGUUCAGUACAGGACUAGCAACGCUGGACAAAGGAUCUAUGGUGCUCUGGCCGCUUCUCCUCCAGGAGAUUCAGGCAGAUUUUCAUGGGACUCUGCAUAUAUCAGGCUUCCUGGAGACUCUGGAAGAUUUGCCUCUGAUUUUCAUACCAUUUACAGGCGUCCUCAAUCUCCACCAUCUUCAAAUCAUACUACAAAUGGCCCAAAUGAAGAUUUUCUCGGUACCCAUUCCGCCAGUCGCCCUCCGCUCGCUCCUCCCGCCGCCACCGCCACCACCCACCAUUCUAAGACCAAUUGA